AUGGCUACAAGAUGGGCACUCAACUCCCUACGAUACUUCGUUCCAUCUCCCCCACCCAGAGGGAAGCUUCUCUACUACACCAAACGCACACUCCAGCUCUGUGGGUUAGUAUGGUGCAUCGAGCACUGGUUCUUCGACCUUCGUCUUUGCGUAGGAGCGUCCAUGCUCCCUACAAUGCCUUCAGAGCCCACUCUCGCCCUAGCGCUCAUGUACCCUUCCCUCCUCCCCCCCCCAUCGCUCAAACUGGGGGAUCUCGUCGUCGCUCGUUCUCCCACUCAUCCGCGAAAAGAAGUCUGCAAGCGCGUGAUCGGCUUGCCGGGGGAUACGGUGUGCGUGGACCCGAUCGGUGCUGUGCGCGGGCAUGGGGGGUGGGAGGACGCAAAGGGUGGGAAAGAACAUGUUGUUGUUCCAAGGGGUCAUGUCUGGCUAGCGGGGGAUAACAUGAGCGCCAGUGUUGAUAGCAGGAUGUUUGGACCUGUGAGUCUGGGACUGGUGAGGGGGAAGAUCGUUUUUCGAAUCUGGCCUAACUGGGGCCCGCUGGGCAAUACCUUCCAUGAGCUGGACAUCAACCCGGACGUUUGACACCACAUGUCUCCACUACAACAGCUUAUGAGCAAGUACAUGCUCAAAGCUGCGACGGCAGAACAGUUGGAUACUACUCCGUACGUACAAGUCCGUCGCAGAUGCUGCUUUCCUCGCCUCGCUGUGUCCUGCUGCUUUGACGACCAACUCCGUACGCGUGGACCCAAUCAGGCUUCCUCAAGCAGCCUACUGACAAAACCAGAAGUACCAACAACAUCCCUAUCUCUACCAAUCCCGUACCAGCACCUUACGGGAUCCAUAUUUCCC
This is a messenger RNA of Dacryopinax primogenitus, 849 nucleotides long. RefSeq names its product LexA/Signal peptidase. Gene Ontology annotation, molecular function: serine-type endopeptidase activity. NCBI's taxonomy places the organism in Eukaryota, Fungi, Basidiomycota, Dacrymycetes, Dacrymycetales, Dacrymycetaceae. The record is from RefSeq and is a predicted model, not a curated record. The transcript is spliced from 3 exons. Gene Ontology annotation, cellular component: membrane; mitochondrial inner membrane peptidase complex. Bases 1 to 582 code for a protein of 193 amino acids.